AUGUCCAAUACAGCACAUCACGCGUCACUCGCGGCUUCUGAGCUCCCGGAAGGGCCAUACAGGACCAGCGAUCCACGUCACUCCUCCGACUCGACCGGGAUAGCUCGAACCGAAGUGGAGAACACCAAGGCAGAGUCGAGUCCAAAGCUCACAGACGAAGCUCCCGACGGUGGCACUGCGGCUUGGCUGGUGGUUCUAGGUGCCUGGUGCACUUCGUUCUGCAGUUUUGGCUGGCUGAAUAGUGUUGGAAUUUUCCAGGAAUAUUACCAGAACGUCUUGUUGAGCAGCUACUCCUCAAGUGUAAUCGCUUGGAUCCCUUCGCUGCAGAUCUUUUUCAUGAUGGCUAUGGGUCCUGUCGUUGGUGCCUUGUUCGACAGAUAUGGUCCUCGCUGGCUGAUCUUCAUAGGCAGCCUACUCCAUGUCCUCGGCGUCAUGAUGGCCAGCUUGGGCAGCCAAUACUACCAGAUCUUGCUCGCGCAGGGCGUCUGCUCGGCUAUCGGCGUUGCCUGCAUCUUCCAGCCGGCCAUGAACGUCAUCGGCGGCUGGUUCGACAAGAAGCGCGGCGCUGCCUUUGGAAUCCUCAGCACUGGCUCCUCCCUUGGGGGCGUGGUCUUCCCCAUCAUGGUGAAUCACCUGAUCCGCCGUGCUGGCUUUGGCUGGGCGAUGCGUGCCGGGGGAUUCCUCAUUCUCUUUCUGCUCUUCGUUGCAAACCUCACGAUUCGAUCGUAUCGCCCGCCGCGUCCCCAAAAGGUCACGGGCGCCAUGGUAAGGAAACCCUUUACAGAGCCCGAAUUCGUCCUCCUCUCGGCUGGUCUCUUCUGUUUCACCUACGGCCUCUUCGUUCCCAUCAACUACAUCACCGUCCUUGGUCUUCACGCGGGCAUGGAGCCGAGCUUGGCGGAGUAUCUUGUCCCUAUGCUCAACGCAGGCUCCCUCUUCGGUCGCAUGUUCUCGGGCAUCAUGGGCGAUCGGGUGGGGAGGUACAACAUCUUCAUUGUUGUCUGCUACCUCUCGAGCAUCUGGAUCCUGGGGCUCCUUAUCCCAACCAUAACCAACGCAUCGCUCAUUGCUUUCGCGGUGCUCUUUGGCUUCUCUUCAGGCGCGUACGUCUCGCUCAUCACCCCGUUGGUGAUGCAGAUCUCCCCCCUGAACGAGAUCGGUCUUCGUACGGGCAUCAUCUUCUUCGUCAACGCCGUCGCGGGCCUUACGACCAACCCGAUUAACGGCGCUAUUCUGGACCAGCCGAACGGGUGGCUUGGUAUGAAACUCUUCGCAGGGAUGUUCUGUCUAGUCGGUACCACGUUUGUGCUGGCGGCGAGAGUUCACAAGACCGGAUGGAAGCUCAGCGCGACGUUCUAA
Messenger RNA from Clonostachys byssicola, 1359 nucleotides. Lineage: Eukaryota; Fungi; Ascomycota; Sordariomycetes; Hypocreales; Bionectriaceae. The record is from the annotation of a GenBank genome assembly.